Molecule: messenger RNA, 1155 nt
Organism: Epinephelus lanceolatus (giant grouper)
Lineage: Eukaryota; Metazoa; Chordata; Actinopteri; Perciformes; Serranidae
Source: RefSeq, a predicted model, not a curated record
UUGAACGUUGCAAAGCGUUCGGCACGCUCGUUGUCAUGGUGACGGAGAAACACAAACGUCCGUUGAUAGAAGCAGGAACCGACAGUCUGACUUUAACGGACUUUUUACGAUGACGACCGGAGAGAAAAACAUUUUCCACCGAACAGAUUAAUUUCAACGAGGAAUAACAGACCUCCAGCCCGGGGAACAGACCUCCAGCCCGGGGAACACUCCUCCAGCCCGGGGAACACUCCUCCAGCCCGGGUCCGGUUCGACCUGGUGGGGCUAACUGCCGUUAAAUCACCGGUAUGUGUGAGAGCAGAGCGGUGCCCAGCGGGAAGGUUUACCGGCAGCUGUUUGACGCUCAGGUCCAGCUGUCCAGAUCUCUGCUGGCUGGACGCAAAGACACAAGGACAGACUGUCUGUCUGCGGAGGACAGCGUCACACACUGCAGCACGACCAGCAGGUUGUUGUGUCCUCCCUCCAGCAGGGGGCAGCAGGUGGAUGAUGAUGAUGAUGAUGACGUUGAUGAUGUCAGCAGACUUCCUGACUCUGUGGUGGUCGAUCAGCCGAGCUCUGACAUCAUCGAACGACUGACGGAGAGAAAAAACAAAAAACACAAAGAAGCUCUGAAACAGCUGGAGACAGAACUCACACACCUGUCACAGGAGUGUGAGUCUCAGGCGAGGACCAUCAGUGUGGAGCUGCUGUCCUCUCUGCAGGACGUGGACCUCAGACUGAACAACCUGAAGGACAGAAUGGAACACCUGGAUCACCUCAGCGUGCAGGAGGUGUGUGUUCUCUGGGAGGAGGUGGAGGAGGAGGUGAAGAUGAAGAAGAUCAGAAUCAUGGAGCUGAACCACAAACUCACUGAAUCAGAGACUCAGCGAGCCGCCAAGAUUAAAUUCGUGCUCAGGACGUUCCUCCACCUGCUGCAGAAGAUCAACUUCCUGUCUCCACCUGACGUCUGCAGACUGGUUCAUGCCGAGGCCACGGGUGAUGACCUUACUGACCCCUGACCCCUGACCUCUGACCAUCACACUUCUUCUCUGCGUCCCAGAUGUUGAAUCAGUCUCUCCUGGCGAACCGUCGCAGCGUGGCUCGUCUGCUGCUACUCCUUCAGGAGGAGAACCUGCAGCAGGAGUCACUCCUCCACCUGCACUGGGAGGACUGUCU